CUUCCAGCGUUUCUUCUCCUGCUUCUCCCCGAGAAUCUUCCUAAGAAGGUGUCUUUUUUUUUUUUAACGAACGAGUAGAGGACUCGGUGACGCGACUCCUUGGUUUCUUCUCGCCGAGUCACGCCGUAUCUACUCGCUCGUCUUCUUCCUCCACCGAAUCUCUCGAUCAGGUCAGUUCAUUCUCUUCGUUCUUCUUCGAGUUUUCUGCAAUUCCGGAUCUAGGAGCACCGCGAUCGCAUCGGGUUCGAUCCGAAUCCGAUCCCUCACCAUGUGCGAUCGAAGGCCCGUUUUCGUCGGGUCCUUUGUCUUCGGAUUCCUCCUCUUCUUCGUACAUGCCGGUCAGGGAUGCUCCAACACCAGCUCCUUGGCCGGCUUUGAGUCGGAGUUCAGCAUGUUGCAGCACCAACUGCGAGGAGCUUUCACCAUUGUCGAUGAUUGCUCGUUUAGGGUUUCCCGCUUCGAUAUGUUAUCUGGUUCGGAUGUUCGUUGGUGGGGAGCAUUGUACUCUGAUUUUGAGAAUAUGACCAAUGGGUUCGUAAUUUCUGAUCAGAAGCUUAAUCAAACGUUAAAAAAUGCUUCCUUCGUCGUUCAUUUGCUUGAAAAUGUCACCUGGGACAAAAUAGGGGUGAUCUCUGUGUGGGACUUGCCUACAUCAUCGGAUUUUGGGCAUGCUCUGCUCUCAAAUGUCACAGAAUUGGCUUCAAGUCAAAAUGCCGAAUCACCUCCCUCAGGGGAUGACAGUGUUGUCUUGGGGGGAUCAAAUAACAGUGUGACUACUAAGUCUUCUACCAUGUUUGACAAUUGCAAGCAACUCUCCGACAAGUACAGGCUCCGUUGGAGCUUGAAUGCAGAGGAGGGUUAUGUCGAUAUCGGUCUAGAGGCCAUUGCUGGGUUCCUGAGCUAUAUGGCGUUUGGUUGGGCAAAACCCAAUUCUACAUCAGAACUGAUGUUGGGCGCUGAUAUUGUGGUUGCUGGGUUUAGGGAGGAAGGCUUUCCAUUUGCUGAUGAUUUUUACAUCACAAAGUACAGUGAGUGCUCGGUUAAGGAUGGUACCGCCUCUGGGGUCUGCCCCGAUGCAGUGUAUGGAGGAUCGAAUUCAGUUGGUUCAUUGACGAAUAACACAAAACUGGUUUACGGGCACAGGAGAGAUGGAGUUUCAUUUGUAAGGUAUAGGAGGCCAUUGAACAGCAGUGACAAUAAGUACGAUUUGCCUGUGAAUCCAACCGAGAAAAUGACAGUUAUUUGGGCACUUGGGUUAAUAAAGCCACCGGAUAGUAUUAAUCCUUACUAUCUCCCUCAGAAUCAUGGCGGUGUGGAAUCAGAAAACUACGGUCACUUUUCGCUUAAUCUAUCGGAGCGUGUGGAUGAGUGUUUGGGACCGUUGGAUGCAGAAAAUAAGGAUGUUCAAGAUCUGAUCAUUGCUGAUGCCAAUGCACCUCUUGUUGUCACCGCUGGGCCGGCUGUGCGUUAUCCGAACCCUCCAAACCCUUCGAAAGUACUUUAUAUUAACAAGAAAGAAGCACCGCUCUUGAGAGUGGAAAGAGGGGUUCCUGUGAAAUUCUCAAUACAAGCAGGACAUGAUGUUGCUCUUUACAUAACUUCAGAUUUUCUCGGUGGGAAUGCUACACUACGGAACAGUUCUGAGAAAAUCUACGUGGGUGGGGAAGAAGCUCAUGGAGUUCCUGCAAGUCCAUUGGAACUGGUUUGGUCUCCUAACAGGAAUACACCGGACCAAGUGUAUUAUCACUCUGUUUAUGAGCAGAAGAUGGGUUGGAAGGUUCAGGUCGUUGAUGGGGGCCUCUCGGAUAUGUAUAAUAACAGUGUUGUCUUAGAUGAUCAACAAGUUAAGUUCUUUUGGACCAUAUCAGGAGAUUCAAUAUCAAUUGCAGCUCAAGGUGAGAAGAAAAGUGGGUAUCUUGCGAUUGGUUUUGGUGGCGGAAUGGUGAAUAGUUACGCUUAUGUUGGCUGGUUUGAUAGCAAUGGAACAGGGCGUGUAAGUACUUACUGGAUUGAUGGACAGGAUGCAUCCGACGUGCACCCAACAAACGAGAAUCUGACAUAUGUGAGAUGCAAAUCUGAAGACGGGAUUAUCACUUUGGAGUUCACCCGCCCUUUGAAACCUUCGUGCAGUCAUAGUGGUCGGCCAGAGUGUAAGAAUCUGAUCGAUCCCACAACUCCUGUUAAAGUGAUAUGGGCAAUGGGUGCAAAAUGGACCGAUGAACAGCUGACAGAGAGGAAUAUGCACUCGGUUACUAGUCAGAGGCCUGUUCGUGUAAUGUUAAUGCGCGGAUCUGCAGAAGCAGAGCAAGAUCUACUACCUGUCUUGGGCGUGCAUGGAUUCAUGAUGUUUCUUGCUUGGGGAAUCUUACUUCCCGGUGGGAUAUUAGCUGUUAGAUACCUGAAACACAUCAAAGGUGAUGGGUGGUUCAAGAUUCAUGUGUAUCUCCAGUACUCUGGCCUAGCCAUUGUCCUCCUCGGCCUCCUCUUUGCCGUGGCUGAACUUCACGGUCUCACCUUCAGCUCAAUACAUGUCAAGUUCGGGUUUGCGGCCAUAUUCCUGGCAUGCUCCCAGCCCGUGAAUGCAUCCCUAAGGCCUCCAAAACCGGCUCAAGGACAACGGUUCACUUCCAGAAGACUAUUGUGGGAGUAUUUUCAUGCGAUUAUUGGCCAAUCUGCUGUUGUACUUGGAGUCAUUGCGCUUUUCACGGGAAUGAAACACUUGGGUGAACGUUAUGGGGCGGAAAACGUGCACGGGCUCAACUGGGCACUCGGGUUAUGGAUCUUCCUCGGCGCAGUUGCUGUUGUGUACUUGGAAUACAGGGAAAGAUGCAGAAGAAGAGCGAGAAAUCUCAGCGGAAGCAGCUGGGUCUUGGGAAAUCUCGACGAAGAAGAUGACUCGGCCGAUCUGAUUAACGCGAGAAGAGGUUUUAGAGAGAAAGAGGACGAGGAGAGAUCGGGAGGAGGGACGAUGGAAAUUCAGUUAGAGCCAUUGGCCAGAGAUGACAGUUGACAGUUGCAGAAGCAGAGUUCUCGUCUCUCUUUUUUUCUUUUUUUUUUUAUAAAGUGAUUACAGAAGAGAAAUUACCAAAUUCUUUUUGCCAAUGUACAACACAAACGAAGAAACAGAGUCCAUAAUGUAUGUAUA
Messenger RNA from Tarenaya hassleriana, 3145 nucleotides. RefSeq names its product cytochrome b561, DM13 and DOMON domain-containing protein At5g54830-like. NCBI's taxonomy places the organism in Eukaryota, Viridiplantae, Streptophyta, Magnoliopsida, Brassicales, Cleomaceae. The transcript has a single exon. The record is from RefSeq and is a predicted model, not a curated record. Bases 269 to 3010 code for a protein of 913 amino acids.